CUUCCUCGCCAGGGCAGGAAGUUACCGCUGCACAGGAAGCUGCGAAGUGAACGUCUACCUUCUUUCCCCAAGACGCGCCGCCCAACUGGGAAACUCCGGCGCUGCACAAGUCGGGUGUUUCCGCUUGGCUCUAAAAUGGAAGCCGAAACUUGAGCGAAAAGGUUGAGUUUUGGCUUAUCCUAGAGGGGAGAGAAAAGUGCGCCCCCCCCACGAAAGCCAGCGCGGAGGAAGAGAUGGGAAUGGAUGGAGACGUGUCCCUCGGCAGUGUUGGGGGUCCCUCGGCGGCUCCAGUGGCUUAUUAGCCACAUAGCAGCCUGUGUCAUCACCAGCUGGCAGACACGAGCUCCCGUCAUGCUGAACAACAGGACCCUGGACGAAUUUGCGGUGCCCGAGGAGGCUCAGGAGAUGUUGAUGCAACACCGUCCCCAAAUUGAGCGCCUCUUUCGGGUGGAGCUGAAUGUCCUGGGGGUGCUGGGAUCAGACCUUGAAGGAGCAAGAAAGAUCUGGUUGCAGCUACAGGGAAGCCAAGAGAACCUUCACCGGGCAAAGGAAUACAUCAAAGGUCUUUGUGCCCCAGAGCUUCAGGAGGAAAUACAGUAUCCUAAAGACAUGCAGUGCAUCUUCUUAGGUGCCCAUGGUUUAUUUCUGGACUGCCUCAUCCAAGGGACGUCUGCUAACCUUACUGUUCUCCACCCGGGCACCCUGUUGAUCUCAGGGUUGGCAGAAGCUUUUGUCAUGGCUCAGAGCCGGAUCCAGGAAUUUGUGGGAAAACACCAGAAGAACCCCAAGCUGCCAGAAGAACAGGAAGCUCAGGUCAAGCGGGCCUUCCGGGAGUUGGUGGAGACCUACGAUGACAAGCAUGCCAUGGAUCUUUUGAUCCUGCCCACCUCGGUCAAAGAGGAAUUGCUCAGUUUGGUCAAGGAGAUGCAGGAAGCAGCCACAGAGCAAGGGGCAAGGAAUGGUUACUGGACACUGUCUGGUUUUGGAAAGGACUGUUCACUGUUGUGGGAAACCAGCGCUGUGAAUAGUGGCAGACCUGGGUCUCCAAAUGGGCCUCAAGAGGUCUUUGGCAUACCUGCGGAGCUUAGUCGAGUCCAAGGACAGAAUAGAACCAGGGAUUCCAGCCCUGACUUGCCUGUGAGCUUUUCCAGGCCACAAGAAUCCCUUCACAAAGCUGAAGACUUGAUGCAACCACCAUACUCAUCUAGGCCUUGGGAUGCUAGGAAUGACUUGCCUAAUGUGGGUGCAAAGUCUCAAGACCAAAAGCAUCUUCAUGUGCCACGGGUUGACUUUUCAAGAAGUUCCGAUGAGGCCAAAUUGCACACUAAACCUCAGGAGCGUCUGUCUGACUUGAAUGGUCCUCAGCAUUGGCUUGAGGCAAUGCUCACUAAGAACUCUGGGCUUCCCAAAAGUUCCCCUAAACCAAUCCCAGCUACCUCUAAGACUCAGAUUCUACCUGAAUACACAGGCGUCACAGAAUGUUUGGAGAAUCAUCAAACAGAAGGAAAGAAUACCCUUUGGGCAAGGGAAUUGAGCCCCAUUAGUUUGCCUGAGGAAACCAGUGAGGAGGAGGCAUCAUCUGACAUUUUGCUGUCAUCGUGGACUGAAAAAGAGUUCAAAAUGAGGCUAAACUUCUUUAAAACCAUGGGCUAUGAGGAGCAUGUGGUCAAGAAGAUACUAUUGGAGGGUGGAGUUCAGGAAGCCCCUUCAACCAUCUUGGACAGGGUCCAGAUGAUAGAGGCAGGCUUGUCUCAAAAAGAAGACAUCUCCCCCUCCCAGAAAGAGCCUGGAGGGAGAGGUCUCUCUGCGCUGACACUGGAAGAAACUCAUGAUGAAGACAAUUAUUUCAGGGAACUGAUCAAAACAGCAGUGGUCAGUUGUGGCCACUCACCCAGCAAGAUCCCCACAGAAAUACAAACAGGAGCGCCAUUGGCAGGUCUCCUAAGGCAGCUCAAUGAGGAAGGGGAACACCAAGAUGAAGGGGAGAGUGCAAUAGGGGUUUCAACAACAAAGCCAGAACAUGGAGUCCAGCUUGGCAUCCAGAUGGCAACUACCUUGAAUCAUGGGGAAUCUUCUCAGCAGAGGACUUAUCCAGAGGCAAGGUGGAAUGGUGGACUUUCGAAUCAUAAGGGUGUCCAUGUUUCAGCAAGUAAUCCUGGAGUUUCUGCUUUGUUUCCUAAUACUUCUCCUAGUGCUAAUUUUCUGUUCUCUGAAUUGGAUUCUGAGGGCACCCAGUCAACAGAAAGCACCAGCAUGGAAGCUCUUCACCAGGGUUCUGUUUCUACAGUAACUGGAGCUCAGCGCUUUGAGGAGUCUCUCCAGACUGAGUUCAAGCUCAAGUUGGCCAACACACCCGGGAAGAAGAAUUUGCGGAUGAUCAUCAUUGAUGGUAGCAAUGUGGCCAUGAUGCAUGGUCUGAACCAGUUCUUCUCAUGCCGAGGAAUUGCCCUAGCUGUGCAACAUUUCUGGGACCGAGGGCACCGCGAAGUGAACGUCUUGGUGCCUGCUUUUCGAAUGGAAGAAGAUUCUAAUGUGAGAGAGCGGCACUUUUUGACUGAGCUUCACAACCUCAGCAUCCUCUCCCUUACGCCAUCACGAAAAAUCGAUGGGAAAGGCAUCGUCCCGUAUGAUGACAGAAUGAUGCUGAAACUAGCAGAACAGACCAAUGGUGUUAUUGUCACCAAUGACCAGUUCCGGGACCUAGCCAAAGAGUCAAAGAGGUGGAUCAAGAUCAUUAAAGAGAGCCUGUUGCAGUACACGUUCGUGGGGAAUAUAUUUAUGGUUCCGGAUGACCCCUUGGGGCGAAGUGGCCCUACCUUGGCAGACUUCCUGAAGAAAAAAACGAGAGUCAAGAGUUCUGAUUGUCACUCCUUUAGUGGCCACCCAGCCCCUGUAUCCACACCAGCACGCCCUGUCUCGCAGACAGAGGUCCUUCAACUCCGGGACAGGAGACCUCCUGCCGGCUCACCUGGGGACCACAGGAGAGGUCGGCAAGACAGCCCCGUUGCGGAGGAGAAAUUUCGCUCUACAGAAGAGACUGAGUGGCUGAGGAGCAAGCUUUUGGAGAUUUUUGAGGGACAAGACAGAAAAGUGGACUUUGUGCUCAUCAGAGAACCUUGCUGCCAAGACCUUAACAAGCUUUCAGAGGUUAUUCUCAGCUUUACUUUCUGAGCCAGCCAGUGGAUGAUUCCCUCUCUGUUCUGCCCCCAAAAGGAGAUCUUUUGUUGCAC
This is a messenger RNA of Candoia aspera, 3230 nucleotides long. Its product is annotated as protein KHNYN-like. Gene Ontology annotation, cellular component: nucleus; cytoplasmic ribonucleoprotein granule. Gene Ontology annotation, molecular function: mRNA binding; RNA endonuclease activity. The transcript has 9 exons. The record is from RefSeq and is a predicted model, not a curated record. Bases 244 to 3171 code for a protein of 975 amino acids. Lineage: Eukaryota; Metazoa; Chordata; Lepidosauria; Squamata; Candoiidae.